Leptinotarsa decemlineata (Colorado potato beetle) is the source of this 1060-nucleotide messenger RNA. RefSeq lists its product as uncharacterized. The record is from RefSeq and is a predicted model, not a curated record. NCBI's taxonomy places the organism in Eukaryota, Metazoa, Arthropoda, Insecta, Coleoptera, Chrysomelidae.
AAAAUAUAAAUUUUACACGAUGUUAGCACUCGUGCGGAAUUUUUAAUUCAAACACUUGAAAAUGCAAAACGCCCUCUUUCGAGAGUGGGGGAUUGUUUCGCAAUAUAAAACUAUACGAACAGGGCCUUCUUUAUCAUAGAGUACUUUGUGAACUUUCAAGAAGAAAAAUCAAAAUGAAUAUUUUGUGCUUUUUGUGUGUGGUAUCAGUUGGAGUAACUUUUGGUUAUCCUUCAGGUUAUGGAAUCCACUCCAAUCCUCGCCGCGCCUAUAUGAUCGGGGGUUAUUACAACAACCCCAUAUUUAGCCGUAGCAGAGAGUUCAUUCCUCAAGGUUCCAUGUCUGCUGUACUGACCGACAAUAUAGCUACUAACUCUUUUGUUGGGUCAAACUUGGUUCCAGAAGGACAACUGCCUUUGGAAGAAUCAGAAACUGACGAAAGGUUCACCGAAAAAUACAAUGCGCAACCAUUAGGGGAUCCAAAACCAGAAGUAAUUGAUAUUGACCAAAAUGAGCCUUCACAAGUGCCUGAGUUGAUUCUGGAUGAAAAAGUUGAAGGAGUAGUCAUAGCUGAAGAUCCUUCUACAGAAGCAGCAGUGGCCAAACCACCCAAAAGAAAAUCCAAGAGCAAAACUGAAAGGAAACCAGUGAAAAAAGAUGAAGACGAAGAAGAAGAUGAAGAAGAAACAGGAUCAUGGCCAUUUGCAGGAGCAAGAGGUAUUCCAUCUUACAAUGCCUUCUUUCCAAUCACCAUUAGCGGAGGAAGCCCUCUUCAAGGAAGACGAACAAAAUCGGCAGAAGAAGAUGGAUAUAUUCCUUCUGGAUCUGCAACAGCCAUAGCCAACUCUUUUUCCACUGGUAGAGGUGGCAUUGCCACAAGCCACGCUACAUCUUUUGGAGACCCCUAUCUAGCCUCCAUGCUACUAAGGAAUGGUUUCUUCAACACCAAAUCGAAGAAAGCCGAUCAGGAAGCUUAAAUCAGAAGUCUAAGACACAUCUUUUAGAAUAAUUUAUUAUCUGUUAGUCUUUCCGAAAAAAACUAUUAAAGCGCUUAUUUUAUAAA